Molecule: messenger RNA, 2001 nt
Organism: Harpia harpyja (harpy eagle)
Lineage: Eukaryota; Metazoa; Chordata; Aves; Accipitriformes; Accipitridae
Gene: MADCAM1
Product: mucosal vascular addressin cell adhesion molecule 1
Exons: 5
Coding region: 124-1545 (473 amino acids)
Biological process (GO): leukocyte tethering or rolling; integrin-mediated signaling pathway; positive regulation of lymphocyte migration
Cellular component (GO): membrane
Molecular function (GO): integrin binding involved in cell-matrix adhesion
Source: RefSeq, a predicted model, not a curated record
UGAGGACAGGGCUGGCGGCCAGAAGGAGACAGCCCCAGCUGGUGGCGUUCGCUCCCUGGAAGGAGGGAAGGAAGGAAAACCAGCCCUUGCUGCUGCCCUGCCCCGCCGCUGGCUCUGCGGGCAAUGGAGCUGGCUCCUCUCCUCCUCCUCCUCGGCUUGCUGUGGGGCUGCAGCGGGCGACCUGCCGACAAGCUGGUGGUGACGCCGCGGGAGCCGGUGGUGCGGUACGGGGGCUCGGUGCAGCUGAACUGCUCCCUGGCCUGCGUGGGGGGCACGGUGCAGUGGAAAGGACUGGACACCAACCUGGGGAGCAUCGCCUCGUUCCCCACCCACAGCAUCCUACAUGUCAGCAGUGCCGUGGUCGCCAUGGCGGGCACCAAGAUCUGCCAGGGCACAUGCCAUGGGCAGCACUACCAGCACGCUGUCAACCUGAAGGUCUACGCCCUCCCGGACACGCUGCAGCUGGAGACAGACCCCCGCACCCUGGAGCCGGGGCAGCCCGCCAGACUGCGCUGCUCGGCCCGGCAGGUGUACCCGCUCAUGGGGCUGGUCCUCACCUGGCACUGGGGGGACCAAGUGCUGGAGCAGCCAGACUUCGAUGUCACGGAGACUGAUGAGGAGCUGUUUGACAUCGUGUCCACGCUGCUGGUGGCUGGGGAGGAGGUGGGAGAAGGGGUGGAGUUCAAGUGCAAGGUGACGCUGAGCAUCGGGCAGGAGACCCUCACCCGGGUGGCAUCUGUGGCCGUGAGCGCUGGGGCUGUGACGGAGCAGCCGGUGGCCAUGGCCACCUCCACAGCGAGCCGCUGGGCAGUGGUGACUAUGAUGAGGACCCCCAGCACAGCCGGACCUGUGACCACCACAGCGCUGCCCCCAGAGCCAAGUGUCCCCACACAUGAUCCCACCACAGCCCUGGCCACCACACCGCGGGAGCCUGAUGCUGAGACCACCCUGGAGCCGGCUGCUGCCACCGAACCCCCCUCCACAGAGGGCCCUGCUGCAGGCAGUCCCAUGGCAUGUCCAGCCACCACCACACUCCCUGGCUCCGCCACCACGAGCCCCCUGGCUGAAGCGCAGGGGACGGCUGUGGACGGCAUCAGCUGGGGGUCUCCCUCAGCGGAAAAGGGGACAGGGCCAUCCGUGGGGACAGUGCCCGCCUGCACACUGCGGAUCUGGUCGCUGCCUCCCAACGGGACGCGGGGCAGGGCCCUGCGCAUCGAGUGCCACGCACAGUGCACUGGGAACGCCACCGUCCGCUGGCUGCGGACGCCUGUGGCCCUCUCGCAGUACCGGGAGGAGGCGGUGGGCAGCAGCUCCACACUGCAGCUGGACCACACCGAGCCCCGACACCAGGGCCACUACCAGUGUGUCCUGCUCGGCCACCGCUCCCAGGUGGUCAGUCUGCAGCUGACGGUCUUGGAUGAGUCAUUCAGCACGGGCCCUGCCAUUGCCGUGGGGACAACGGUCUCGCUGUUGGGUCUGAUCAUGACCGGCGUCAUGUCUUAUCGCCUGUGGAAACGAUUCAGAUCUCAGUACGAGCUGCCCUAGGAGUGGGAACUGCCUACAGAUGCCCACAGCCCUCCGGACGAGUCCCUGCUGUCGGCCCUUCUGCUCCUGGCCUUGCCCAGCCCCUGGGACAACGAGCAGCCGACGGAUCGUGGCGGGGACCAGCGGAGCUGGUGGGGUGUGGGGUGCUGCUGCAAGACCCGAGAGAAGAGCAGCCCCCGGCCCAGGACAAGCGCUCUGGGACCCGGAGACCUCCGAGGAGCUGCUGCUUUUGAAAACUUUGUCCCUGCCUGAGGCUGCUGCUGCCGGGGACGCUGAGGGGCUUCCGAGGGGACAGGCCACACCGGGAACCGCUCGGCUCCCGGGCAGGUAGCCUGCUGCUCGGAGGAGCUCGCCCGCGAGUCCUGUGGGAGAAAGGAGAGCCUCGGGGCUGCCUGCAGGACGGGAAGGCUGGAAGGGAGACAAGCGGAGGGAUCCGCAGUGACGGGGGGACGGGGA